CCUAAACUAUCAAAGCUAUUGCUUUGAAACUUGGAGUACUUGUUCACCAUCAUAAGCUGACCCUGUAUAGCAAGAAACAUAACUCCAUCUUGCUUUUUGCAAGAUUUAUGGCCCCUUUUGUACUUAGAAAAUAUCAGGUUUCUUGGUUAAGUUUUAUGUUUAGGUCAACUUUUCUCCUAAACUAUCAAAGCUUUUGCUUUGAAACUUGGAAUACUUGUUCACCAUCAUAAGCAGACCCUGUACAUCAAGAAACAUAACUCCAUCUUGCUUUUUGCAAGAAUUAUUGCCCCUUUUGGACUUAGAAAAUCAGUUUUCUUGGUUAAGUUUUAUGUUUAGGUCAGCUUUUAUCCUAAACUAUCAAAGCUAUUCCUUUAAAACUUGCAACACUUGUUCACCAUCAUAAGCUGACACUGUACAGCAAGAAACAUAACUCCAUCCUGCUUUUUGCAAGAUUUAUGGCCCCUUUUGGACUUAGAAAAUAUCAGAUUUCUUGGUUAAGUUUUAUGUUUAGGUCAACUUUUUCUCUUAAACUAUCAAAGCUAUUGCUUUAAAACUUGCAACUCUUGUUCACCAUCAUAAGCUGACCCUGUACAGCAAGCAACAUAACUCCAUCCUGCUUUUUGCAAUAAUUAUUGCCCCUUUUGGACUUAGAAAAAUCAUUUUCUUGGUUGAAUAUUAUGUUUAAGUCAACUUUUCUCAUAAACUAUCAAAGCUAUUGCUUUAAAACUUGCAACAGUUUUUCACCAUCAUAAGUGGACACUGUACAUCAAGAAACAUAACUCUAUCCUGCUUUUUGCAAGAGUGAUGGCCCUUUUUAGACUUAGAAAAUCGUGGGUAGGACAAUAUUUCUAUUAUACAAAAAAAAUCAGAUUAGCGUCAGCACCCGCAAGGCGGUGCUCUUGUAUAGAAACUGUUUUAAAUUCAGAUCUAGAAAAAAUUUCCAGCUGGGCAAAUCAAUGGCUUGUAAAUUUCAAUCCUUCUAAAACUGAAGUCAUGUUUUUCUCCUUUAGAGAUAUAGCUCAACCUUCGUUAACCUUUGAUAAUACCCCUCUAAACUUCGUUGACGAUCACAAACAUCUAGGUCUUACAAUAAGUCAUGAUUGCUCUUGGCACACCCAUAUAAUCAAUAUCACUUCCUCAGCUUCAAAAGUACUCAGCUCGAUGAGAAUGUUAAAAUUCAAAGUUAAAAGGUCUACCCUCAACAACAUUUAUAUAUUGUAUCUAAGACCUCUACUCGAGUAUGCUUCAGUUGUAUGGGAUAGCUGUACUCAAUAUGAAAAGGACACUAUAGAAAAACUUCAAUAUGAAGCAGCUCGCAUUGUUACUGGUUUGACUCGUUCUGUUUCCAUUCAAAAUUUAUUAACUGAAGUUGGCUGGGUUUCUCUUGCAGACCGUAGAAUUAUGCAGAAAUUAAUAUUAGCUUAUAAAGGAAAUAACGGACUGCUUCCAGAUUACCUUAUAGACAUUUUUCCUCCAACAGUUCACAAUUCUAACAACUAUGAACUUAGAAACAACACCACUAAUUUUGUAACAUUGCCUAGUCGUCUCGAAAUUUACUCAAAAUCAGUUAUACCCGAUUCAGUAAAACUAUGGAAUAACCUUGACUCCCCGACACACAAUGCUAACACACUUACAUCUUUUAAGAGCAAAUUGAAGAAUAAAUUUAAAUCUCCAAUUGUUCCGUCUUUUUAUCUAAUAGGAGAACGAUUCUAUAAUGUAGUUCAAACUCGUAUUAGAAACCGAUGCAGCAACUUAAACAAUGAUUUAUUUUAUAACCAUUUACGAGACUAUCCCGAUUGCUCUUGUGGACAUGGUAUUGAAGAUGCGGAACAUUUCUUUUUUAAAUGUAGCCAUUAUGCCGAUGCUCGUCGAUUGUUAUUUAUCAAUACUCGAAGAUUUCAUCCUCUUAGUACUCACAAAUUACUUCACGGAAUUGAUUCACUUACUAUUGAGGAGAACAAAUCUUUGUUUUUAGAAGUACAAACUUAUAUAAAAAGUACACAUCGUUUCUCUAGUACUGCCUCCUGAUCUUUUGACUAUAUAUCUGUUUUGAAAGCUCUGGGUUGGGCUGGGUGUGGGAAUUCUGCAGCGGAUGCGAUGAGGUGCACUGAUUGACUUUACGCUUGUCUGUGUUAGUUUUAUUGUUUUGUUUUUUUUCUUUUCGAUUGUUUUUUUUCCCUGCUUUUCUUCUACUUAAUUUACUGUCUUAACUCUGCUUCUAUAUAAGUAAGUUUAUAUCUUAAAAUUAUAUGUUGUUAAGCAUGUAUAUUUUUUUCUAUUCUAGACCAAACAAAAAUCCGCCAUUUAGUUUAAUCUAACAUUAAUUUGACAGCCCGGGACGGACCGAUUUCUAAUGUUGGCAAAACUUGUGGUCCAACCCUUUUGUAUUAUCGCACAUUCGCAAAGUUACUGAAUACUUCCUAAUGUACAGUAGUAAUAUAUAUGUCUUGUAUAAUGAUAGUUUGUUGUUGUAUAUAUAUUUACAUAUGUAUCUGUAUAAUAUUGUCUUGAUGUACAUUACCAUAAUGUCUUGUGUGAUGAUUACAAUAAAAUAUGAUUAAACUAAACUUUAAUGAAUAUCUUUGAUAGUGUUCAAGACAUUUGACUUUAUCAAAAACUUGAACCAAAUUUUUUAAGUUAAAAAGGGGCAUAACUCUAAAGAAGUUGCUGACAGAGUAAUGUCCCUUGUCUUACAUGUGCACACUUACAUAUGCACACUGUCACUAUAUGCAAGUAUUCCAAGUUUCAGUUGAAUAUCUUUGAUAGUAUUCAAGAUAUUUGACAUUAAAGAAAAAUUUAACCGACGGCAGGGGGAGUAGUAUAGCUCUCCUUAUUCUCCGAAUAGUCGAGCAAAAAAUGGGUUUCCGUCGUCUGGCUCUAGUAACGUUCAACUGUCCACUAUAAAUAGGCAAAAACUUGACUGCUGAAUUAAAAAUUUACUGCAAACAAACAAACAUUAUAUACACAAUACAUAUGUAACAAAAUUGAUAUCUGGAUUUACUCCUAGUCAGUUUCAGACUGUACUGUUUUACACAUUCACAAGAAUUAUGAUGAGUAAAUACUUAUUGGCUAGCCCUGAUCUUUAUAACAUUUUAAAUGUGUAUCUAUAGAACUUUUCUGGAUUUACUUGAUAUUAAAAAAAAAUGUUUCUGCUUCUGUAGUGAAAACCUGUGAAGUGUUAGUGAAGCAGAAUAGUUACAGAUCAUAAGAGAUGCAGGUCUUUGUUCAGCAUGGUGUAUAUGGAAAACAUAGUGGAUGGCCAGCAUAGAAAACAUUUAACGGUGUGAAGCAACAGUCGAGCAGAAUGGUUACAGACCAUUAAUUCAGAACUGAAGAGAUGCAGGUCUGUACGACUGAGAUGUGUGUACCAGUCUAUCAGGCUAUCCCAUUCUGUCCAGUCAACAAAUUGGCAAUGGCUACAUGGAUUCUCAAAGAAAUAUAUGAAGAAGAGCUAUCAGCAGUAUGUCAGAGACACAGCAAGCACUUCACGUUGUUUUGCACAGAUUUGUGUUGCCCUUGAAGGAAUUGUCAUAAAAUAAGUACCUAAAAACCUGAAAUGAGAGCGCUUGGACAAUGUGAAGUUGGUCGCAUAGACGAGGAUUGACCACCUUUGUACAUAUAUGUCUACAGCUUCUCAGAUUUGACCGAAGACAGUUGUUCGGUGUUGUGAAUGGAUGUUGUUCGGCCGAAGGCCUUCCAAUCACACAGAAGAUCUUGGUUUGGUCACACGAAGGGUCACUUCCAUUGAUAUUAACUGUCACCGGAAAAAUUAGGAGCACCAGUUGUAGUUUCUCAGAUUUGACCGAUACCAUGUGUAACAUUGGAAGCUGUCAAAUUUUAGUGCAUAGUUCAACAAAGGUGGAACUUUCAGAUUUUAUUUGCUAUACAUCUGAGAUUGUACUGGUAAAAUAUUUUUUAGUUUGAAGAGAAAAAUAGAUCUAAAUAGGCACAAGACCACAGUUAUUUGCCCUUGGUUGACCACAAUACGGAAGUGGUUAUGGGGAAAAUAGUUCCUCUGUUUGAUGGUGAAUUUUUGAGUGAAAGACCUGCAAUAAAUGGCAUGAUUUAAUAGAGGAGAUAUGAAAUAGUAGGUACAUGUACAAUUUGACAAAAUGAGAAUGUCAGAAUAUGCAUAACAUGACUUUUUGAUAGGGCCUGUUUUGCCUGUUUGCGGCCAUCUAGAGAGUAUUCUUCAUACGCAUGUGAUUUGGUUCAAAAUUGUGGAAAAAAGAGCCGGUCAAGCCAAUGUUUACUGUGGCUGGAAUUUUUUCUCUUGAAUAGUUCUGUUGAGUUCAGGUAUUUUUAUAGGGGUUGGAAUGCAUGCAAAAUUGUUAUAGUGUCCAGUGCCUAUAUAGAACAUAUAGUAAAAAUAACUGUGGUCUUAGGCCAGCUCACUGCAGACUCGGUGUGGUCUUCUGCGCAUGCCUGGAAGUGUCUGCACGUACGGCAAAAAUUUGCAAAUAAUUGUAUGUUUGCAUGCAUUAAAUGUACAAAAUGUAUAAUAUACUGACUAAAGAUUAGGGUAUCACCAUGCUUACAAAAUAUAUACAUUUAAAGUACUUUUAGUUCAAAUUGCUUCAAUCUGACAUAUAUUUCAGUAGUCUGUUAUUUAUACCAGCGCUCAAACACUGCAUUGAGUCACAGCUGUUUCUAAUCCCGUACCAUACACGUACCGUACAUUUGUAAACUAUAGGUUUUGUAAAAAAAAAAAGGGGCGGAAACUUUCAUCAUUCUAUGCCAUCAAAAUGCUUCAGAAACAACUUAAAAUCCGCUUAUUAAGAAAUCUGCCAAUUGAUAAUUUUAUAUAUAUAUUUCUAAGUCAUUUGCUCAAACACUGAAAGAGUAUUUCGUACCAACCUGCGUUGUAUAAAUGCCCGCCACACCCCACGUCGUUGUAAUUUGAUUUAAGCAAAAUCUAAUAUGGUGACCUAUCAAUUUUC
Molecule: messenger RNA, 4940 nt
Organism: Mercenaria mercenaria
Lineage: Eukaryota; Metazoa; Mollusca; Bivalvia; Venerida; Veneridae
Exons: 7
Coding region: 805-2028 (407 amino acids)
Source: RefSeq, a predicted model, not a curated record